Messenger RNA from Mizuhopecten yessoensis (Yesso scallop), 1913 nucleotides. RefSeq lists its product as uncharacterized. Bases 103 to 1299 code for a protein of 398 amino acids. Lineage: Eukaryota; Metazoa; Mollusca; Bivalvia; Pectinida; Pectinidae. The record is from RefSeq and is a predicted model, not a curated record. The transcript has 8 exons.
UACACGGUGGACAAAUACCAGCAUGUGGAAUAGCGCUACAACGUAAAGAAGGUAGGCAAACCUUGACACAUCGACUACCGGACGGAGUUUUAACUUACAUAAAUGGAUACCAGCGUGUCAAGUGGGUUUCGAGACCUGAACGACUUUCUUCAAAAACUUAACUCCGGAUCUUACUUGCAAUCUGACUUUAGUAAACCAAAAUGUCAAACAAUUAAAGAAUGUCUUCUAAUGCUUGAAUCACACGUGGGUAAAGAGCACAUUGAUGUAUCUGCCAUUCGAAGUAUUUUACAUUCUGCCGAAAGAGGGAAUGCUCAAGGCCUGGAUUCCACUGCCGUAAGCAGAGCACUGGAGGAAUACAGACAACUUGCUUCUCUCUUACAAAACCAGGAACAUGAUCACCACAACAGCAAAGAAUCUUCUCAUUAUGAAAGUCACCAGGACCAAGAAACAUUGUCUAGAUAUGGCAACAGUAAACGACAACGAGAAAUACCAAAAGUUGCAUCUACAUCUGAACAUAAAGGACACUACCCAACGGAGUCUUCUACUUACAGAGGAAAACAUGAACAGGACAGGAACAAGGCAGAUAUGGAAAGAGAGAUACAAGAGUUAAGAACGAGACUCAGUAGUGUGGUCGGUGCCAAGCUGACGGCUGGUAAUACUUCUUUGGCAGACCUAAGCGACCCCAACAGACCUACAAGUAUUGCCGAGCAACAUCGUGAACUGUACAACGAUGUCUGGGCGAACGCUCUCGAGGAGCUAACAUUAAAAGACAGAAAUACAGAAAAGAAGGCUGUGCUGGAACUUGGCAACAUCCUCAAGAAAACAUAUGAAAUUACAAAGCAGCUUUCAAAAGAGUCUGCAAAGAGCAUGGUAGAGGCAAUUAUGGCAAGUUUACAUAAUAUUGGAGUUCCACAAAGUACACAGCUUAGUGGACAUGCGGCCGACAGUGCGGGGACUCUGUUGGCUCAUGUCCAUGCGAUCAGAAGGGAGAACGUGGAAAUGUCCAUACCCCAAAUCAAACAGGAAUGCUGCAAGGAGAUGAAGACCCUAGACAAAAGGUCACAGCCAUGCGUCUAUCAGUAUGCGACACAGUGUGCCCGCCUCACGUGGCUGAUGAACAUUCAGGAUCCUCCUCUUGUCCUAAAGUGGGCGAAAGAGGGGGAGCCCUUCCAGUCCCAGUACUUCAGCGAAUAUACAUCGAGGGGCACUACAGUGGACUUCACCGCGUGGCCAGCCCUUUUAAUCCAGGAAAAUGGUGCAAUACUAGCAAAAGGGAUUGCUCAACCAAAGAGGAAAUAACUUCAUAUGAGUGAUAAGGAUUGUCAGCAAACCUAACGAGAUGAGAUCCGUUCGAUAAAUAAGAUGUUGCUUUUCAGACAUUUAGUUCAGGACACAUAUACAGUAAACAGUAGUACGUGACAGCACUUAGCCAAGAACAGACUAUAUAUAUAUAUAUAUAUUAGAUUGCUAGUCAUUUGCAUCUGCAGUUUUUUUCACUCCGUCCACAACAUAUAGGUGCGUGUAAUAUUAACAUUUUAUAUGCUAUAUUAGAAGAGAGAAUUACCAUGGCUUUACGCAAGAAAUAAUAUAAAGCAUCGUUCCUAAGUCAUACAAGUAUUCCCUGAAUCCACGGUAACUAGACUAUGAGGAUUAUAUUAGAGGGAAGUAGAUUAUAAAGGAGAAACACGAAACACUUAGUCAAAGACAAGUUUUGCUGUAUGUUCCCUCGUGUCUCUGGCAUGAGGAUUUAAUAUCCAAGGUAUUUGUUUUACGAUAAACGAGAUAAUAAUGGUUUUGAACACGGUUUGUAAAAACCAAGAGAUAAACAGAAUUAAUACAGUAGCAAAACAAAUAAUUUCCGCAAAUAGACAAUAAAGUUAUUUAUAAAAGGAAUCUUAUCAGCUUUCAAUCUC